AGAAAAGAUCCAACCCAACCACGGAGAAGCGCGAUAGAGGUUGUUGUGACCGUUGCGAAUGCCUUCACUUCACCCAUCCCUCAACAAGAAAGAUCUUGUCUUUCAUCCUGCACACAUUUUUCAAAAGGAAGGAACCAUUUGGUUGUGUAGCAUCCACUAUAGCUAGAUAACCAUCGAUUGAAUUAAUCCAUCCAGUAGUCUACCAUGCCGGACGCUUCCAAUGUGGCAUUGCCUGCCAACUACCCCGUGAUUGCUUCGACACCUCCCGUGCCAACGACCGAACGAGCCCAACGCUGUGGUUUGGCUGGUCGGAGUGGCCGUGGUCAAUCCGGCAAACCCGUGUUGACGUACACAUCGGGCAAACUGGUCGUCGUCCGCAAUCUCAAGGUCGAUGAACCCCUCUUGCCAUCCACCGAAUCCAAAUUGCCCGUCUUGACGUAUCGAGGCCACAAUACCGUCACGGCCACGGCGGCGCAAAUUUCACCCAGUGGCUCCUAUCUAGCGAGUGGCGAUGAACGUGGCAAAUUGCGCGUAUGGGCGUUGGAUCACGAAGAACAUCUCUGCAAAUUCGAUGGACCCGCCCUCAGUGGACCCAUUCUCGAUAUUAGUUGGGAUGGAGAAUCCAAACGUCUUGCCGUGGCAGGAGAACGCAGUGAUGCCCAAUCCGAUGCCGCUCGUGUCAUUCAAUGGGACACGGGAGUCAGUGUCGGACAAUUGGGACAACACGUCAAAGGACGCGUCUCGGGAAUUUCCUUCAAACCACAACGUCCCAUGCGAAUUGUUACCAGUGGCAAGGAAGACUACAAAGUGUCCUUUAAUGCAGGACCACCCUUUCAAAAGGUUACUGUGGCGAAUGGAGUUCCCAGUGAAACGGCCCAUGCGCAAAAGGGAUCCGUCAAUACCGUCCGAUACAAUCAUGCCGGGACAUUGGUGGCCAGUACCGGAGGAGAUAAAAUGGUCGCCGUCUAUGAUGGAAAAACACUCGAACUCAAGGGCAAAUUGGAAAGUGUACACAAUUUGACCAUUUUUGCCCUCGAAUGGAGUGCCGAUGACAAAUCCAUUGUCACGUGCAGCAGUGAUGGAAAAGUCAAACUGCUCUCGGUCAGUGACGAUGGAUCCAAAUUGGCCAUUACUAAAACGUGGGAUCCACCCCUGGCACAACGCGGCGGCAAAGCCUACGACAAAUUGCCCGUGGGAGGACAACAGCUCGGUUGUGCCUUUGUCAAUGGCAAUGUCCCCGUAUCGGUAUCCUUUAAUGGACAAUUGUCCGUCAUGGACGGAGAUAAAAUCACCAUUUGGACUGGACACAGUGCCUCCAUUAAUGACAUGGCCGUCGAUUUCAAGAAUGGUGUCUUUUACACCGGUGAUUCCGAUGGAUUGCUCUGUCAAUGGGACUGGAACACGGCACAGCCGAAAAAGAGAUUGGAACCCAGCGCCAAUGCCAAUGCCGAUUUGCUCUAUGUCAUUCAUGGAGGUGCCAUUAGUGGUGUGGCCACCAUGGCGGAUGGUAGUUUGCUCAGUGUGGGAUGGGAUGAUAAAAUGUUCGUCACGGACAAGGCCGGAAAGGUGGGCGCCAGUCCCUGUCAACUCAAGGCACAACCCACCUGUAUUGGAGGCGGAGCCAAAAUUGCCGUUAUUGUCACUGUCAAGGGACUUCAGUUGGUCAAGGCUGGAGCAGGAGCCGUGGCGGGUGAUUUGCUGGCGACCAGUUAUGAAGGACAGUCCGUGUGUGUCAGCAAGGAUGACAAGACAGUCUAUGUAGGUGGCAACGACAACAAGAUUUAUGUCUACACGUGUGAUGGAAACGCAUUGAAGGAGAAACAGGUCAUUGCCGACGGACAUCGGCAACCAGUCCAUGCCUUGGCACUCUCCAACGACGGAUCCAAAUUGGCAGCCAGUGAUACCAAGGAUGUUUGUGUCUACGAUGUCAAAGAUGGAUACAAACCCAUCAUUGCCAAGGGACGAUGGUGCUUCCAUAUGCAGCGCAUCACGACGUUGUGUUGGUCGCCCGAUGACAAGAUCUUGGCGAGUGGAGGCGCUGAUGAUUCCAUUUAUCUGUGGUCGCUCGAUAAGAAAAUGAAGCGCAAACACUACCCAUACGCUCAUCGUGGUGGAUUGACGGCAUUGACUUUUACCGAAAAGAAGGGCGAGUACAAGUUUGUCUCGGUGGGUAUGGAUGCAGUUGUCAAUCAGUGGGAUGUGUCAACCGACGUGAAGGACACCUUUGGCUUGUAAUGAACUCGCAAAACUACCGCAUAGAUCAUACCGUUAGCUCUGAUUGAUCGGUGGCAAGAAAGAAGCAAUUUGUCGAGGAAUGUUUACAUCUUUAAACAAACUACUUAAUAAGAAUAGUCGUUCACACGG
This is a messenger RNA of Seminavis robusta, 2364 nucleotides long. NCBI's taxonomy places the organism in Eukaryota, Bacillariophyta, Bacillariophyceae, Naviculales, Naviculaceae. The record is from the annotation of a GenBank genome assembly.